Sinocyclocheilus grahami is the source of this 1240-nucleotide messenger RNA. RefSeq names its product abhydrolase domain containing 6, acylglycerol lipase b (gene abhd6b). The coding region runs from base 96 to 1115 and encodes 339 amino acids. The record is from RefSeq and is a predicted model, not a curated record. The transcript is spliced from 9 exons. Gene Ontology annotation, molecular function: monoacylglycerol lipase activity. Gene Ontology annotation, biological process: acylglycerol catabolic process. Gene Ontology annotation, cellular component: membrane; AMPA glutamate receptor complex. NCBI's taxonomy places the organism in Eukaryota, Metazoa, Chordata, Actinopteri, Cypriniformes, Cyprinidae.
UGCCAGAGCCUCUCCCAUCCCUCAGCCUCAUUCACUCUGACCUGUGCAUACAGCAGGACAAUAAAGGGUGCUUACUAGAUAAAAAGUGAGUUGCCAUGGAUCGGGAUAUGGUCAAUAUGUUUGCCAUUGCUGCAGGGACUCUUGCUAUCCCUCUCCUCCUUUUCAUGGCCUCUUUUAUGCUGUGGCCAUCAUCACUCAUCAAAGUCUAUUACUGGUACUGGAGGAGAACUCUGGGUCUGCGGGUACGUCAUGCAGACUGCGGGGGUUAUCGCUUCUGUUACUCAUACAGGGGGAAACCAGGCCUCAGGCCUUCUGUACUCAUGCUGCAUGACUUCUCUGCUCACAAGGACACAUGGCUUCCUAUGGUGAAGUACCUUCCCAAACAUCUGCACUUACUGUGUGUUGACAUGCCGGGGCAUGAGGGUACAACACGUACCAACACAGACGACUAUUCAAUCCAGGGCCAGGUCAAGAGAAUACGGCAGUUUGUAGAGGCAAUUCGGCUAAACAGAAAGCCAUUCCAUCUGGUGGGCACUUCAAUGGGUGGGACUGUGGCCGGAGUGUAUGCAGCCUAUCAUCCCUCAGAUCUCUGCGGUUUGACCAUCAUCUGCCCAGUUGGUCUGAAGAACCAAAUGGAGAGCCAGUUUGACAGUCAGAUGCAUGAAGUGGAGCACAGCCAGUACACGCUGAAUAUUCCUCUUAUUCCGUCCACCCCGGAGGAGAUGGAGGAGAUGCUGAAGCUCUGUUCUCAUGUGCGCUUCAGAGUGCCUCAACAGAUUCUACAAGGCCUCGUGGAUGUACGGAUACCACACAAUGACUUUUAUCAUGAAGUUUUCAUGGAAAUUAUGAGUGAAAAUUCAAAAUAUGCCUUGCAUGAGCAUAUACAGCAAAUAACUACCCCUUUACAAGUCAUCUGGGGCAAACAGGACCAGGUGGUGGAUGUGUCUGGGGCAGCGUUGCUCACGGAGGCUCUUCCAGGCUGUCGUGUUGAUCUGCUGGAGAACUGCGGUCAUUCUGUUGUGAUGGAGCGACCGCGACAAACAGCCAAACUCAUUUUAGAUUUCAUCAAUUCUCAGCAGAGCACAGAGAGCACCAGCACCAAAAAGAAAUCCUGAGACAGCUCAGGAUAUAUUACUAAAUACUUAAACGCAGCACCCCACUGGCCCUGAAGUAUAUAACAAACUUAUGGAGAAAUUAUAUAAGAAGUAAUAAUUUUGUAGUAUGUAUGUUCACAUGCAAA